Molecule: messenger RNA, 2791 nt
Organism: Colias croceus (clouded yellow)
Lineage: Eukaryota; Metazoa; Arthropoda; Insecta; Lepidoptera; Pieridae
Product: CUGBP Elav-like family member 1
Exons: 11
Coding region: 246-1793 (515 amino acids)
Biological process (GO): regulation of alternative mRNA splicing, via spliceosome; mRNA splice site recognition
Cellular component (GO): ribonucleoprotein complex; cytoplasm; nucleus
Molecular function (GO): mRNA 3'-UTR binding
Source: RefSeq, a predicted model, not a curated record
UGCUUGUGCAGAAGUGUGAAUCGUGAAAAUGUCAUCUUGCCGGACAGGACAGUGACCCCAGGCCGUAGAUCGGUUCGCGCGUAGCGUCGGCGACGGCUUCGUCAGGUGGCGAUGACGCGGGGGACGGGUCCGCCCCCGCGCUUAUCAGCUGAUAAGCUGGCGGUUGAUAGCGCCGUGCCAGUGGCAAACGUGGGCGAGUCUUCACCGUGACCAGGCCGCUUGGUACGCAGCGGCCGCCGCCCGUCAUGCUGCACUCGCUGAACGCACUCGCCGGCAAGAUAUCGCCGGGCGGCGGCCACGACACCAACGCUAACAAACACACGCACCCGAACCGCAACCACAAGGCGUCGUCGCCCGCGUCGCCCUACUCCAAGACUAAUGGGAUGAAUAUGAGCAUAAAUAACAACAACUGCACGAGCAUAAACAACAACAACAAUGAGGAGAAAUCCGAGAUGCCAGAUCCAGAUUAUAUUAAGAUGUUCGUCGGGCAGGUGCCCAGAAGUAUGGACGAGAACGACCUACGGCUGAUGUUCGAAGAGUUCGGUCGGGUGCACCAGAUCAACGUGCUACGGGACAAGAUUACGGGCGCGAGUAAAGGAUGCUGUUUUGUGACGUUUUUCACGCGAAAAGCCGCCCUGAAGGCGCAGGACGCUUUGCACAAUAUCAAAACGUUGAGUGGGAUGCACCAUCCGAUCCAGAUGAAACCAGCUGACAGUGAAAACAGAAAUGAACGCAAGCUGUUCGUCGGCAUGCUCAACAAGAAGCUAUCUGAGAACGACGUUCGAACGUUAUUCUCUGGGCACGGCGCGAUAGAAGAGUGCACGGUGCUGCGGGACGCGCAGGGGCAGAGCAAGGGGUGCGCCUUCGUCACGUUCGUGUCGAAGCAGGCGGCGAUCGCUGCUAUCAAGGCGUUACACCACAGUCAAACAAUGGAGGGCUGUUCCGCGCCGCUAGUUGUAAAAUUCGCGGACACGCAAAAGGAGAAAGAGCAGAAGAAGCUGCAGGCGAUGCACGCGAGCCUGUGGGGGCUGACGGCGCCGGUCACGCCGACCUACCUCGCGUCCGAGGCGGCGCUGUCGCCCGCCACGCAGCUGCAGCUGCUGCAGCAACUGCAGGCGGUCGGCCUGCAGCAGCAGCUGCUGCAAGGGCAGGGGUCCACGCUGUUGCAAGGUGUAAACUAUCAGGAUAUCGGUUUCAAUGGCGCAGGGUUGGGCGGGGGUGCGGGCGGGGUGGGGGGCGAGCAGCUCGGCGGGCUGCUGGCGCCCGUGUCGGUGCAGAACCUGGCGGCGCUGGCGGCGAUCACGCAGCCGCCCGCCGUGACGCAGGCGGCCGGCGUGCAGCCCGCCGCCGCGCACCAGCCCGCGCCGCAGUUGUGUCUUCUCGGAAAGACUAACAUUACAGGGUCGACCGCGGAGCCGCUGAGCAGCGCGUACGCGGCGCAGUUCGGCACGUUCGCGGCCGCGCCGCUCGGCUCCGUGCUCGGCUCCGCCGCAGCCGCCGCCGCGGGGAAACAGGUCGAAGGUCCUGAAGGCGGGAACCUAUUCAUAUACCACCUGCCGCAAGAGUUCACGGACACGGACCUGGCGUCCACGUUCCUGCCGUUCGGUCACGUGAUCUCGGCCAAAGUGUUCAUAGACAAACAGACGAACCUGUCCAAGUGUUUCGGCUUCGUGUCGUACGACAACGCGGCCUCAGCGCAGGCCGCCAUACAGGCCAUGAACGGCUUCCAGAUCGGCACCAAGAGACUCAAAGUUCAAUUGAAACGAUCCAAGGAACUGUCCAGACCGUACUAGAAGUUUCUAGAGUUUUCUAAAAUUGUGAACUCACGUUUAUACCAAGAGAAAAGGACAAUGCGAAAAGGUUGUAAAGUUUUUGAACGUUUGUUGUGAUGUAUCCGGUGCACUCGAGCAGAUAGUUGUAAGGUUCGAAAACGAGUCCAUGUGCACAGUUGUUAACUAAUAAGUGUAAGGUUAAGGUUUGUGUCAAAGGAUUUAUCGUUUCCAAAGUAUUCCCCAAAAUCAUUUAUUUCUAUUGUUAUUUUAAAUUAAGUAAGUGAUAAGAUUACGUUGCGUUCGCGACCGUUCGAACGCGCCAAAGAGUUGAGACAUCUUUUUUUUUUCAACAAGUGUCAUAUUAUUGUUUACAGUAGGUAUUUUUUUUGACGUCCAAAGUUCUCGUGCUACCAAUAUAUUACUUUAAGUAUUGAAAAUAGACUUUAUUUACCGAUUACUUUGUUACAUUCAAACAGAUUGAAAAUAUUUAUAAAAUAUUAAUUAUUAUGUUGCCUUUUUGUUUUUGUGUCGGUGUUACCACUUUGAAACGACGUGGCCAUGUUCAGAAACAGAUUUAGUGUUCUUUGUUUUAAAAAUAUAAGAUUUUUAGGUUAAUAAGAUGAUCUCAAAGUGAUCAAUGUAUUUAUUGUUUACCUUGUUGUCUGUAAUAGUGUACUUAAUAUGUUUUUAACAAAGCUUCGAUAAUAUAGGACGUAAGGGACAAUGAUCACAAAACUAUCACAUAAAAGAAAGAUUUACUUUCGUUUUAGUAUUGAUUAUGAUAUUUAUUUACACCUUGUACGUUGUCUCUUGAUGUUUACUGACCAUAUUGAAAAUAACAUCGAACGCUGAUUUAGUCAAAAAUGUCUUAGGGUUAAGUAUUUAAUAUAUUAUUACUAUGUUGUGUAAGUUUAACGUUUAUUCUUACAGAUAUUUUGCUUCUUUUUAUUAUGUAAUGGCCACUCUUAAAUAAUUAUUAGCACGUAUGCUCAAUAAAUCAACUUUUAAUAAUAUGUUUA